GGGGAAUGAGCUGCGGCGGCCGAAGGCGAACUCCUCGCCCGAGCUGGGGCCGCCGGCUGCCUGCGGCUGCCGGGGAGUUCGGCCCCGCCGCCGGGCGGCGGCCACGAAGGACACCGGGAGCGCGGAGAAGGCGGCGCGGGGCCGCGGCGGGGGCGGAACGCGCCGCGCGGGGCCGCGUUUGCGCGGGGAAGCAGUGCGCGGCGGCACCGGGCCGGCGGCGGAGGGGGCGGGCCGCCAUGGCGGUGGACAUCACCCUGCUCUUCAAGGCCAGCGUGAAGACGGUGAAGACCCGCAACAAGGCGCUGGGAGUGGCGGCGGGGGACAGCGCCAGGGACGAGCUGCUCAAGCGGAGCGCCGCCCGCGCCAAGAGCGACUUCACCGGCCGGGCCCGGGAGGUGAUUUCUCAUAUUGGAAAGCUGAAAGAUUUUCUUCUGCAACACAGAAAGGAUUACAUUAAUGCUUACAGCCAUAUUAUGUCUGAGUAUGUGAGGAUGACAGAUACAGAACGUGAUCAGAUAGAUCAAGAUGCUCAGAUAUUUAUGAGGACGUGUGCCGAUGCCAUUCAUCAGCUGAGAACAGAAGCACACAAGGGUGUCCAGUCUGCUCAGGUAAAGGAGCACAGAACAGCUGUCUUGGACUUCAUUGAAGAUUACUUAAAAAGAGUGUGUAAGCUGUAUUCUGAACAAAGAGCCAUCCGAGUUAAACGAGUGAUAGAUAAGAAGAGACUGUCUAGACUCGAACCUGAGCAGAGCAACGUGUCCAAAUCACCUCUUUCCCCUGAAAAAUCUUCGCAGAAUCCUUUAGAUGAUUCUGAAGAAAAACUUUCUGCUGAGGAAAGCAAAGACAGGAAUCUGCCUGAUGCCCAGAGUAACCUUGGAUUGUGGGGGGAUGGCAAAGGUGAGGAUGAGUUGUCACCUGAAGAAAUACAAAUGUUCGAACAGGAGAACCAGAGACUUGUUGGUGAAAUGAACAACCUCUUUGAUGAAGUCAGACAAAUUGAAGGAAAAGUGGUGGAAAUCUCCAGAUUGCAAGAGAUAUUCACUGAGAAAGUCUUGCAACAGGAAACCGAUAUUGACAAUAUCCAUCAAUUAGUUGUGGGUGCAACAGAGAACAUCAAAGAAGGCAACGAAGACAUAAGAGAGGCCAUCAAAAACAAUGCUGGAUUUAGAGUAUGGAUCCUGUUCUUCCUUGUGAUGUGUUCAUUUUCCUUGCUUUUCCUGGACUGGUAUGAUAAUUAAAAAUAUAAUAAUGCUUUGUUUGUAAAACUUUUGACAUUUUUUGCAAUGGAGUGGGAUAUGUGGCAUACCUGUAUCUUUAUGCAUUUUUUUCAUACCGCUAUGAUGGAAAUAUCUUCCAGUAAAUAGGCAUGUGUAUAUAUCCUCCAGUGCAGAGGCAGCUGAUGGCAUUCAUUUUAAAUCCCUCUGUCCAACAUAAAACCACACUUAAUCCUGCAAAGACCGUGGAAACCCUUGAAAGAGCUGUUAGGAAAGCCACAAGCGGGAGGGAUAGCUAUCACGGUCACCCACCCACCCGUGAUGCUUAACGUCCAGCGCGCAGACCAGGCCAAAGCUGUUACUGCACAGAAGCAUCUACACUGUCUCAGGCUUUUAUUUGAUUAUACUACUUGGGUACACGGUGAUCAGUUUGUGCAUGUAUGACCACUACUUCUAAUCCUUCGAAACUGCUCGAGUCAGAGAUCAGGUUGAUUUAAUAAUAAUGACAAUGAUAAAAAGUCAACUGAGGAGCUUUACUUCUGGGUGAAAAGAGAGACUACAACACAGCCUGACUGUGCAGUGAAACAGAUGUUCUGGGAUGUCGGAACAAAGCAAAAGGACAGAUGAUAUUAAAGCCAAACUCUUCAAUGUACUGACAGUGGGAGCAAUUUGUUAGCUAAAAAGAUAGUCUCCAAAGCAACUGUAAAUAAGGAUCAAUAAACUGCCUCAUGUUAAAGCAGAGAAAAAAAUGGGUUUGACUUCAGGAAGCACGAGCAAUCUGUUUCUCCUAGACCAUAAAGUUUAAUAUUUCUUAAUGUUUAUUGUUAUGAGAGAGAGAGAGAGAGAGAAAUAACUCGUUUCUCAUCAGCAUUUACUUGUGCAUUGAAAGUUUUUAUUGUCCUAACUUUGAGGGGAGGAGAUGCAUCAUAAAUCAUUUCCAUGUAUGAUAGGCUUGGGGAACAGAUUUUUUUCCAUCUUGUAAAAUCUGAAUGUCCUCUGUAAAUAUAUUGAUAUGAGAUGUGUGUCUUGCUAUGUGUCUUCUGAAGUGUACAUUUCUAUACGCUGUAUGCAACAAGCAGCACCAUCCUUAUUUACUCUGCAGAGUGAAAAUGUCAAAAGUUACAUGUGAAUUAUCACACUCAAUAAAGCGUACACCUGUUAGAGGAUGCAAAUGUGGUAUGUUUUGAGUAUCUUAACAUAAGCUUGACAUUUUUAAAUGCAAAGAAAAAUUUGGCACAUAAUUUAUUGCUUUUUAUGCAUUCCACGUACCAUAAUGACUUAAUAAAAAGCCUUUUACAGAUAUUACUGUGUAAUGCACAUUUCAUAUCCAGCCAAGAGAAUGAAGCAGUAAUGGUUAUUUUUGCUGUACUGUUGAUAAAGCAAGUCCACUGGAGGAAAAAAUAAAAGUAGAGCUAACCCUGUUUGUUCUACUGCAGAUCUUGAGAAAUAGCCCAUACUGACUGGUUUCCCUUCAUUUUUGUAUUUUUUCUAUUAAAAAAAAAAGAGGAACUUUUGACAUGUCCACUCCAACCUGUCCCAUUCAAGUUAACAUGAAUCAAAAAGGUGACUUGCUUGCCCAGCUGCUUAACACGCUUAUUUUGUCUGUUAAAUUAAUAAGGUGUCUUUUUGUAAUCUGUAUUUAAAAUUUAUAAUAAAAAUGAAAACAUGGUUUCACACAAAGAAUAGAUAAGUUUGUAAUUACAAUGGAACUUUAACGUGCAUCUACAACACUCUGUUCUUCUACAUCUUUUCCCCUCCCAAGCCAUACAUGAACAGUUCUACUCUUCACUCAGAUUCACUUGUAGCUUUAAAACAGCCAGUUGUGUCAUCCAAUACACUGUUGUUUCAUGUGUGAUGCUGUGUUUUAAAAAGUACCAAGCUGCAAACUAUAUAUAAACUGAAAGUUAAUUAAUAAAAGGGGAAAAUAUUAAUGUCAUAAAAGAGAAAAUUUAGACAUCUUACUCCCUCUGUUGUAUCCAACAAAUUACAUAGUCCACUACAUCUACUGUGAAUAGGCUUUUUGCCUCUUAAGUAUCAUCAAAAGAUGCUGUUUCUCAUUGAAAUAUCCUGAACUGUGUAUUUUUCACACCACCCUCAACAUCCAUCACUAGACCUGUCUGUGUUUUCCAUAAUGCCUAUCUAGUUUGUGUUUCAGUGCUGUCCUUACCGAGAUGCUAAAGCCACAGUGGAAAUGCAGUUAAAUCCCGUUGACAGCAAUAAUAAAACAUUGAGCAUGCCUUGUU
Molecule: messenger RNA, 3457 nt
Organism: Phalacrocorax carbo (great cormorant)
Lineage: Eukaryota; Metazoa; Chordata; Aves; Suliformes; Phalacrocoracidae
Source: RefSeq, a predicted model, not a curated record